Messenger RNA from Prosopis cineraria, 4391 nucleotides. RefSeq lists its product as uncharacterized. The record is from RefSeq and is a predicted model, not a curated record. NCBI's taxonomy places the organism in Eukaryota, Viridiplantae, Streptophyta, Magnoliopsida, Fabales, Fabaceae. The transcript has 2 exons. Bases 210 to 653 code for a protein of 147 amino acids.
AAUUCCGUCAGGUUUAUGUCAUCAUAAAGAGUGUGGCUGAGGAAUAUAAACCAAAAUUUGUGAUUCCUAUUGAACAAGAAAGCUUAAACUUUUCUGCAGCAGUCGAACCAAAACCUUUUCUCGGAGACAAUCAUCAGGUCCAGUGGUCCUCCACCACCACCAUCGCCAAACCUAACCCAAAGUUGUGAUCACUGAUCAGCGAAUGAGCCAUGGAUGGUUCAGAGGGCUUCACCUUCCCCAGAAUCAGUGACAAUUGUCCUUUCACCAUUGAUUCGCCCCCUCUCUGGAAUAUCCCAUCUCCAUCUUUCUCAGCGGCUGCUACUGAUCAAGACGCCAGAAAGGCAACAGAAUCAGAAGCAAAAUUGAUCUGCGAUGGCUUCUUGUAUGAAAAUGAUGAGAACACAAUGGACUUAUUGUGGGAGAACUUCAAUGAGGAUUUGCAUUCAACUUCUGCUUCUGCUACCUCCUCUUCCACAGAGAUGGUAGAAGCAAGGUGUGGAUCAGAAGCACUAACGGUGGUGAAGAGCAAUGGUUCAGUGAUUGCAUCAAAUAGCUGUAAGCCUGGCACGUUGGUGCUUCUCAAGCUGUUAAAGAAGCUCUUCUCUGUCACCCAUCCUCAUAGGAAACCCACAGCCACCACUGCAGCAACUUGAGUUUGCCCAUCAUUCUGCAAUCAUGCUAUUGGCCUUCUGGCUAUCAUUGGUUCCUAACAAGUAAUGUUGCUCCUUCAUUUAUUUACAAAUUUACCAUUUUGCCUCUUCCAUGUUUUUUUUUUUUUUUUUUACAGAAAUCUCCCUUACAGCCUUACUUGAUUCCUAUUUACAACUUUUAUGCAGCUUCUGGGACAAGAAACUCCUUCUUCAUAAAUUCUUGUUUUUAUAAAUAUUUUUAGGCUUUGAAGCUUUUACUUUUGGCCAAACAAAGACACCCACACGCACACUCAUAAUAAUAAUUGGCAUGAACACCCGUUAGUAGCAUUUCAGCAGAGAGCAAAAACAGAGCAGCAGAAACACGCUCAUAAUAAAGCUGCCCAACUCUUGCAUAAUCAGACAAAUAAGACGCUCGCAAUGCCUGAACAAUACACGUCAUCAGACAAAUUUGGGAGGCAUAAUCUUCCGCCUACAGUGUCACUUAUUCUUGUUUAAUCAUCCAUUAUGUUAAUUUUGAUAUUCGUUAUAAAGUACAAGCUUGCUUUUAAAUGGACUUCAUUUGAAAAACUCAAUGACACCGUAGACCGAAAGAGCACGAGCUUGUGUUCACAGACAAUAUUUAAUUAGCUCCACAUGUUUUUGUUCUAUUGUUCACCAGAAUAAAUAUAGGCAUACUACUUCCAGAGCUUGUGUUCCCAAGAUAUUGUUCCUUCAUAAAUUAGUGAGAAUGUUAUUCUGUCUCUAUAAACUUAAGAAUUUGAUCAAUUAAGGGGAUCCAAGUUCGAAUCCGGUAUAAGCAACGCUGGAUGAAUACAGCCAGCAGAACGGCCAGGCCAGCGCCAAAAGCUGCGGCUCCAAUCAUAACAAUAAGAUCCAUCACAACUGCUGACGAAUUUCCCUUAGGAGAUCUUGGGGAAGAGUUGGAAGACGCAGUUUUGUUUUUGAGAGCUUUAUUUCCACCUGAAUCGACUUUAACAUGAGAAUUGAAGUCGGGAAUAACUCCGGACAACUCAUUAUUAGAAAGUUCCAACUGUGUCAAAGCCGGCAUUUGAGUGAGAAAAUCAGGAAUUUUACCAGAAAAUUUGUUAUUCGAGAGAUCCAUGAUUUCCAGGUUAUUCAAGCCAGCAAGAGUGCUGGGAAUAGGCCCUGUAAAAAGAUUGCUGCUGAGAUUCAACGCAAUCUGAAGAUUCCAUGGCAUUUUUGGAAUUAAACCACUUAGCUGGUUUUCUCCAAGUUGAAGUUCCAUAAGAGACGCCAUGCUGCUUAUAGAUGUGGGAAUAGAACCACCGAGAUUGUUUCGCUGUAAGUAAAUCUUACUAAGCUUUACCAAAUUGAACAGUGCUGGUGGAAUGGUUCCGUUCAGAGAAUUGUGGCUCAAAUUCAGAGUUGACAACUUCUGUAGCUGAGACAGUUGAGUUGGUAUUGGUCCAGAAAGCUCAUUCCCUUGAAGCUGCAAGACUUGAAGAUUGCGGAGCUUUCCAAGCUCUGCAGGCAAUCUCCCAGACAGUUGAUUCUGAGCCAAGUUCAACAAGGCCAGAUUCUGGCAAGAACCCACCUCGCCGGGUAUUGGGCCUGUCAAUUUAUUGGCCUCCAGUUCGAUAUACGUCAAACUCUGGACUGUCGAAAAUGCUUUGAAGGUAUCGUCCCAUUCAGGGAAUUACCCCCUAAUCUCAACCUGAUAAUGCUAGAAGAUAUGACUGCAGGUAAAGGCCCGGAUAACGAAUUACUGGACAAAUCCACAUGCUGCAAAUUGGAUUGUGAAAAAAGGUCUGCUGGAAUAGGCCCGGACAACUUGUUAUAACUGAGAUCCAAGUUACUAAGAAAUCUCGUAAUUCCGCGGGGAACAGAACCAUCGAAGUGGUUUUCAUUGGCUGCAAAACGGCGGAGGGUUUGGAUGUUCGAGAGCGCACUUGGGACUGUCCCUCCAAGGUUAUUAGAGGAUAGAAUCAAAACUUGCAAUCUGGAUAGAUCUCCGAUGCUGCUAGGAAUAGAACCUGUAAGCUCAUUUCGUCCAAGGUCAAGCAAAGUCAAAUUUGUGUAACUCAGGAUUUCAGCAGGGAUUGUACCUCAAAGUGAUUAAGGCUCAGCACAAGCUGCUCCAAAGCCCCGGAAUUUCCCAGUUUGGUAGGGAGGGACCCAUUGAAAGAAUUGAAACUAAGAUUUAAGCUCUUGAGGUUCCCUAACCCGGCUAACUGUGAUUCAAUUUUCCCUGAAAAAGUAUUGAAAGAUAUAUCCAGGGACUCUAAGGCAUCAAAUCCAUGAAAAGUAGGCAAAGGACCGAAUAUUUUGUUGUAACUAAAAUUGAGAAACUUUAACCCCUGAACCUUCCCACAGUCAGAGAUGAAAUCGUCUGGAAUUGAGCUGAAGACAUUAACAGAAAGAUCAAGAUGCUGCAAACUUUCGAUCUGGCAAAGACGAGUCACAAAUUCGGAAGAAGAGAUGGAAUUCCCAGAUAGCGAAAGUUUGAUUACAGAGGAGUUGGUGGGGUCGCAAGCGACGCCCUUCCACUGACAUGGAUUCGGGUGCACCUUAAUAUUCCAUGAAUCAGUCAAGCCAGUUUGAUGAAGUAGUAGGGAGAGCGCGGUCAUGGUACUGGUUUGGUUCCGGGAUAGCAGACACAGCGCCAUUGGACAGAACCAGAAGCACAGAGAAACGUAGAGGACAGACGAAUCGUACCCAUACCUGCCCAUUUUGGAGCUGUCUGCUGGCGAGAUGAUCCUUCACCUCUGCAAUCUCAUCGAAGUCUUUGGCUUUUGGGGUUGCGGGCAACAAGUAUCGGAAUCUGGGUUCAGAGGGAAUGGAACAAACAACAGUAAUAGAGAAACAGAUACGGCGGAGAUUUAGGGGUCUGAGGAUUGAAUUUUGGUGCAAAAUGAGGAGCAAGAAAGAGAGGGGAGUGUUGGGUUAAGGUGGUUUGGCCUGCCACUGCACGGGCAGAGACUUGGAAGAAGACUCAGACGUUGACGGAAAAAAAGAAAAGCGGUGUUUCGGUUUCAUUUACUCGCUUUCUUUUUCUUGUGGGGUUUGGGAAUAAAUCUGGGUGCAGGGAAAGUUGCUGGAAAUUUGUGGGAUUGAGGAAAUGGAUCCUUGCUAUGUUCCGAAUUGUUGGUUCUACUUGAAAACCAAGAAAAAGAGAGAGCGGUGUUAGACAGUUGAGGGCAUGAAUGCUGUUUCAGGGCAGGUGAUAUGGUCAGCAACUACACGGAAGGACUUGGAAGAAGACGACUGUGACUCAAAAUGCUGAAUGUUGAAUGUUCAGACCUGAGUAAGAGGAUGAGGUAGAAGUUCUCCUCCCGUCUACAAUGCGAGCACAGAAAGAGGAAUUAUGCUCCCCCACUCGCUAUCUGGCAACUUCACUAUAUAUGUUGUUCGACUUAAUCACUUUAUAUAUGUGUGUGCAUGUGUAUAUGAAUAUGUUAAUUUUGCCCACAAGGAGUCUGUCUUUGACUAAAUAAUAGAUUUUUUUUGGGGGGGGGGGGGGAUGAGAUAUUGGGGUUCAUGACCCCAAUUAUCGUCAAGAAGAAAACAUUCCAUAUGGAAUGGCCACAGGCUAUUUGUGGAUAUUGAAAUAAGAAUGGUUCAACUAGUUAUCAAGAUAAGUUGGUGAGUUGAAAUUGAAGUGCAAGGGCAAAAGAGUGUACUAGUAAUCAAGUAACAUUUAUCCAAUUGUUUGAGCGAGCGAAUUAUUACUCCUCUUCAUUUAAUGUUGGAGUAAAGAGAAAUCCUUCACUGAGAGUAUCA